AGGUUUUAUUGUUGUAUAUAUAUCAACUGUUAGAACUUUUAUUAUAUAUACCUUGAAUAAAAAAAAAUUGUAUUUAAAAAAGUGUGUAAUUUUAAAUGUCAGUGAGCAUGUCAUAUGGAAGAGGUGAUUUAACAAGUGAUGGCUUCAACAGUUCAGCAUCAUAUAACACUGGUUCAUACCAGAAUUCUGGAGGUACCCAGGAUUACACCAGACUUACUCAGCUUAUAGGAACAAACAUUCAAAAAAUUGCGCAAAAUGUCCAAGAAUUUAAACGAAUGGUUAAUCAAUUGGGGACCAAUCAAGACACACCCGAUCUAAGAAACAGACUGCACCAGAGACAACAUCAUACAAACCAAAUAUCAAAAGACACAGCUCGUUAUUUAAAAGAUGUCAAAGGACUACCUUCCACCCAAGCAGCAGCUGAACAGAGACGGCGAAAAACACAAACUGAACGACUAAUGGCUGAUUUUAGUGAUGUACUUAACUCAUUCCAAGCAGCACAGAGGGAAGCAGCUACAACAGAAAAAGAAUGCGUUGCAAGAGUUCGAGCAUCAAGUACAGCUCAUCAAGAACCAGGAUCUGAUGUUCUUAUUAAUAUACAAGGUACAAUGCAAGACCAACAGCAAGCCACUGUAUCAGCUGAGGAACUGCAGGAUAUAGAAGAAAGAGAAACUGCUAUACGGCAACUUGAGGCAGAUAUAAUGGAUGUAAAUAUGAUCUUCAAAGACCUGGGUACAAUGGUGCAUGAGCAGGGAGAAAUGAUAGACAGCAUAGAGGCGAAUGUUGAGCACGCAGAGCAAGAUGUUGUACAGGGGAAUGUUCAACUUGUACAAGCACGUGCAAGCCAGUCAAGUGCACGGAAAAAGAAGUUAAUCUGUUUCAUCUUACUUAUUGUUGCUAUCGUUGUGAUUGCACUGAUUAUCUAUUUCUCUGUGAAGAAAUGAAGCACAGACAAUGUGCCCUGGUUAGCUAGCACCAUUCCUUUUACAAGCAAAGCCGUAUUACAUCGGUCAACCAAUUACUAAACUUCCAAUUCCCAAUAUUUUUUGAUUUUUUACCCAAGCAAAAGUGAACGAAAAUUGCUUUGGCAAAAACUUUAGAACUAUAUAUAAAUUUAGAAAUAUAUAUAUAUUGUUUUUGUUUACGCUAUUUUGCAAUAUAAUUCUAAUAUCACAAUGUGUUGUGCCCUGGCUUAGGAUGCAGUUUACCUUGUUAAAGGUGUUCCUCAAUAAUAAGUUGAAAAAACUUUAGCAAAAUACUUACUUUAAUUUUCCCAGGUUGUUGUCCAGGUCACAGUACAAAUAUGCGUAUAAUCUUCAGUUACUUAACUUCCUUGUUGGUGUAAAACUCCCCGCUGUUCUGCAAAUGAAAACAUGUAUAACUGUAUAUUUAAAACCGAUAUGUUAUGUAAAUACGCAUUUUGUGGAUUUAUUUAAAAUUUAUGUCUAUUCUAUAUAUAUUCUAUAUUUCAUGUGUGUGCUGUUGUUUCCCUCUAUUUAUUGUCAUAUCACUGAAAAUUAAUUUGAAAUCCCAAACCCAGUACUUGACGUGGUUGGUAGUUUUACUGAGAAUUUAAAACUAUUAUGCUAUUAAGGAUAGAAAACUGAUAAUAAAUAAAUAAACCAAAAUA
Ciona intestinalis (vase tunicate) is the source of this 1630-nucleotide messenger RNA. RefSeq names its product syntaxin-7. The record is from RefSeq and is a predicted model, not a curated record. Gene Ontology annotation, molecular function: SNAP receptor activity; SNARE binding. Gene Ontology annotation, biological process: vesicle fusion; intracellular protein transport; vesicle-mediated transport. Gene Ontology annotation, cellular component: synaptic vesicle; endomembrane system; membrane. NCBI's taxonomy places the organism in Eukaryota, Metazoa, Chordata, Ascidiacea, Phlebobranchia, Cionidae.